Messenger RNA from Symbiodinium sp. CCMP2592, 396 nucleotides. NCBI's taxonomy places the organism in Eukaryota, Dinophyceae, Suessiales, Symbiodiniaceae. The record is from the annotation of a GenBank genome assembly.
AUGGCUGCCUCCUUCGCUUCGUUGCCCAUGCUAGUUCUGGCCCCACAGAAGUUUGCGACGGUUUUCACUACGGGCUCCGCCUGCAUUCUCGGGGCUUUGUGCUCUCUCAAGGGUGUGCAGAGCUUUGUCACACACCUCACCUCCAGAGAGAGGUUGCCGCUCUCUGUGGGGUAUCUGGGCUCAAUGGUUGGGACAAUUUGGGCGUCGAUGUGGUACAGGUCCGCUAUCCUGACUAUGGCUUUCUCUGUUGCACAGAUCAGCGGACUGCUCUGGUUCUUUGUUUCCUACAUACCGGGCGGUUCUUAUUCGAUGGGACUCGUCUGUGACUUCCUGAAGGGUGCUCUAAGGCAUGUUUGCUGUGGUCAGUGCGCAAACAAAGGAAGCUUGCCGCUUUAA